This is a messenger RNA of Periconia digitata, 1959 nucleotides long. Lineage: Eukaryota; Fungi; Ascomycota; Dothideomycetes; Pleosporales; Periconiaceae. The record is from the annotation of a GenBank genome assembly.
AUGUCACGGCGGCCCAAUCCCGCUGCGGAUCGCGCCGAGCAGAAUCGCGCGACGCUCAAGAGCCUGGUCAAGAUCGAGGCCAAUAAAAGCUGCUCCGACUGCAAAAGGAACAAGCAUCCACGAUGGGCCAGCUGGAAUCUAGGCGUCUUUAUCUGCAUCCGAUGCUCUGGUAUUCACCGCGGUAUGGGAACGCACAUCAGCAAGGUCAAGUCGGUUGAUCUCGAUACUUGGACAGACGAACAACUACAGAGCGUGAUCAAAUGGGGCAAUGCGAGGGCAAAUAAGUCAGUGGUCACGAAGAAAGCAAAUAACGGGCAAGGGCUGACGAGCGCAGGUAUUGGGAAGCAAAGCUGGCCCCGGGUCAUGUCCCUUCGGAAGCGUAAGUACUCACUUUUCUAUAUCACAGUAGAGGACUGCGCCAUAACAUCUCUCAACAGGAAGAUCGAAAACUUCAUCCGCACCAAGUAUGAAUCGAAGCGCUGGGUCAUGGAUGGGGGCAUUCCGGAUCCGUCUACCUUGGAUGUAUCCGACGAUGACAUGGUACGUCGCGCUCGCGGCCAAACAGCUAUAACUGCUAACAGUGGCCAGCCAUUGAAAAAGGUGCAGGAAAAAGUUCAAAUCGAGCGCUCCGCAUCUCAACGCUUCGCUGGUUCUUCAGAGCAGCGGCCUGCUCCCCGAGCGGCAGCACAACCACAGCCUGCCAUAGAUCUCUUCGGAGACGAGACUCCUGCUCCCCCGCGCGCCAGCACUGGUCCCCCUACUACACGAAACGGUCCUCCUCCCAAGGCAGAGCCUGCUCCCCCCAAACAGACAAAAGCUGGUGAUUCAUUGCUGGGGUUGGACUUUUUGGGCAGCCCGCCAGCGCAGCCUACUCGGCCUUCUAGCACAGGGCCAGCUGCGGCCGCUGCCGCUCCCUCCCGUCCCGAUCUCAAGCAAUCUAUUCUCUCUUUGUAUGCUUCUAAGCCAGCAGCAGCCGCACCUCCGCCCCAGCAACACGCGCGUCAAGAGUCGUUCGGAAACCUUUCGUCUGCGCCGCAGCAGUCACCUCAGCAGUCAUCCUUCGGCGGUAUGAAUGACGCAUUUAGCAGCCUUUCGUUCAGCUCUCAACCGCAACAGCCCAAGGCAUCUCCUUUCGCUGGACUUGAUAGCUUCUCAAGUGCCAAGUCUCCGACUACUUCAUCUUCAAACAUGUUUGGCGGUGGCGGCAACUUCUUCGAUUCUACGCCAAAAUCCCCGCCUACCCAGACCACCACCUCGACCAGUGCCAUGGGCGACUUCUCCGCAUUCUCCUCCGCUCCGCCCAAGCAAGCCGCAACCUCCUCAUCUAGCAUGGGCGGAAUGGGUGACCUGUUAGAUCUCUCUAUGCCCGCUUCCACGCCCGCACCGGCACCCGUACCCCAGCAAUCCCCACCACCUGCGCACUCGGCCUUCAACCUCUCGUCACCCGCCCCGUCGGCGGCGCAUCAGCCAGCCCCCGCACAAACUGCAGCACCCAACUACGCGGGCUUCUCCGGUAUGGACGCAUGGGGUUCUUCGGAUGCAUGGGCUUCCCCAGCUGCGGCACCAACGCAAUCGCAAACUACGACAACCGCGUCCCACUCCACCACGCAGCCGAAGAGUCCUGGAUGGGGCGCCCCCACUAUCACACAGGACGAUGAUUUUGGCGGAUGGAGCAGCGCUGCGCCUACCACUACCACGACUUCGACCUCGUUUGCCUCCCCUCCCUCGACGAACCAGCCUACCUCCAACUCUAAACCUGCCGGUGGGUUUGGCGGUGGUGAUGAUUUGUUCUCGAAUGUGUGGGAGUAGGCUAAUACGGGACAUCUGAAAGUCGAUGUCUGUGGUUGUGAGGACAUGCAAUCAAUGGAUUUUUGGAUAGAGUGACGCAACGAAUAAAGUGAUACGAAUCGAAACGCCGACUUCGGACAAAUGCAAUUGCCAUACCUCCUCCUUACACGU